Molecule: messenger RNA, 1245 nt
Organism: Sorex fumeus (smoky shrew)
Lineage: Eukaryota; Metazoa; Chordata; Mammalia; Eulipotyphla; Soricidae
Product: tripartite motif-containing protein 75-like
Exons: 3
Coding region: 1-1245 (414 amino acids)
Molecular function (GO): protein binding
Source: RefSeq, a predicted model, not a curated record
AUGGAGGAGGUGUCGGCAGUCCUGGCCAAAAUGCAUCCAGAGCUCAUCUGUCCCGUCUGCCUGGACUACCUCGAUAACCCCAUCACCAUUGACUGCAGCCACAACUUCUGCGCCUCCUGCAUCCGCACAUCAUGGAAGGACCUGCAGGACAGAUUCCCUUGUCCCGUGUGCCGGCGGGCCCUCCAGGAGAUGCGCGUCAGUGGCAACGCCCAGCUGGGCAGGCUGGUGGACCUGGUCAAGCUCCUGCACAGCUCUGGGAGCAGAGAGAUGGCGCAGGGCCCUGUCCACCAGGGACCCAACAUCAGGCCCGGGGAGGAGGUUGCACAUCAGUACAGACAGAGGCUCGGCGGCUUCAUCGAGUCCCUGAAGUCACAGCGGGCAACGGUGGAGAAGCUCUUAGUCAUCCAAGAGAAAAAGCUCCUGCAGCUGAGAGAGGAGGUAAGAAUGCGUAACAGUCAGUUGGCCUCAGAAUUUGAGCAGCUCACCCAGUUUGUGGAGCGUGAACAAGAGGCGGCACUCUGCAGGCUGGCCAAAGAGGACAAACGCCUGCAGCAGCAGCUCAGGGCCAACCUGGAGGCCUACUGGGACCACAUCUGGGCGCUGAAAGACCUCAGACGGGAGGUGGCCGAGUGGAGCGUGAUGUCCAAGGAGAUGGUGCUGAUGGGCGUGAGGGGCCUGCAGAAACGCUGGGCGGGCCUGCAGUCCCCAGUCAUGCAGCCCCUGCUCUUCAGGCCGGUGGCCUACAGCCUCCCUCCUCUGUGCUCGGCGCUCAGCAGCAUCAUCUGGAGAUUCCGAGAGCGCAUCAGCAUGGACCCCUACAUGGCACACCCCAGCCUGCGCGUGUUCCAGGACCUCAUGUCAGUGACCUGCGGCUUCGCCUCUGGCCGCCACUACUGGGCGGUGCAGGUGGGCGCCAAGCCCAAGUGGGCCGUGGGCGUGUGCAGUGUCGCGCCUUCCGCCCAGGCCACCGGUCCCCUGGCAUCUCCCAAGAGAUGCUGGACGCUGCAGCUGCAGGAUGGAGACUACCUGGCCCUGGGAGCGGGGCCCGUGCCUCUGGCUCUCAGGGACCAGCCCGCGGCCAUCGGCGUUUACCUGGACUGGGAGCUGGGACAGCUUUCCUUCUACAACGCCGCCGACAGGUCUCACCUGCACUCCUUCACAGAGCCCUUUGCUCAAGAGCUCAAGCCCUACUUCCUCCUGAGGCCCGACUGUGCCCCUCUCUCCGUGGGUGUGGGGAGAGUUUAA